CUCAAAUCUCACCCAAAAUUUUAUCCAUUUUCUCUCUUUUGUCUAUCUUUUCAACUUCCCUCUAGUUUUUAGUUUUUUAUUUAUAUUGUUAGUUCAUCACAUGAGUACAUGACCAUUCCACGAGAGACGUUGAUUUCAAUCAACGGGAAUACUACCGUUGAUCAAGCAGAAUUCCGGUCUGUGAAAACCGAGAUCCUAAACCGGGAAAAUGAUGAUAUAUAUUCAACACUGACUGAUCAUUUUCAAGAGACACCUAAGCGUCCCCGGUCCGUUAGGUCACAUGGUGGUUCUUAUGAAAAAGAACCGGUUCAACAAUCUACUGCGGAUCAUCGUGUUCUUCGCACUCAUUAUCUCGCUGUGCAAAAAAUUAUUAAUGUAAAGAAGGAGGAAAUAUGUAGAGGUGGUUCUGAUAUGUUUCAGAGAAUGAUGAAGGAAGUUGAUGACUUGCAUAAAUAUGUGACAAAACCAAGAGAACAAGUAACAGAUGCUGAGACACUUCUAGACAUGGCCAACACUUUAGUGACUACAGUGAAGGCAUAUUCCAAAGAUGGGCUUACCUCAUCUGCUUUUAUAAGCUCUUUGCUUCGUGACUUUAGCGCCAGUGGUAGUAGACUCGAUGAUGAUCGUGUUUCGAUUAAAUGGGAUGCCAUUGGAGUCCGUGUCUGCCCCAUUUUCAAGAAAGCUCUGGGUUGUGCUACAAUGAUUGGGCCAAUGAGUAUUCAGCUGAAGCGAAAAAGGCCAUAUGCUCGUAAGAGUCGAACAAAGCUUACUGUUGCUGCUAAGCCUCAAGAGGUUGAGGACUCAGGAGCAGAUUAUAAAAAAGACACUGCUAAGAACAUGUUUACCAUGUUUAACAUCUUGAGAAACAAAAAAAGUGUGAAGCUCGAAGACCUGAUUCUGAACAGGAUUUCAUUCGCACAGACUGUUGAGAAUCUGUUCGCUCUUUCAUUCUUGGUUAAAGAUGGGCGUGCUCGUAUAGUUGUCAAUGACGAAGGGACUCAUCUCGUUUCACCGAGAAAUGCUCCCAAUGCCGAGUCUAUAUCUACUGGUGAAGUAUUGUACCAUCAUUUUGUCUUCAGAUUUGAUUUCCAGGACUGGAAGAUGAUGUUAGAUUCAGUGGCUUCAGGCGAAGAGCAUAUGCCUCAUAGAUAUCAAGUGAGCAUACCUCUUACUCAGGAAGAAGCAGUGUCGGAUCUUACUCCGGUCGCGAUACCCAUUUUGCCAAUGACGAGAGAUCUAAGUAGCGUCAAAACGAUUGCUACAAUGCUCUAGCUAGUAGCAGCCUCUUGUUGCUGCUGCUGAUGGGGUGAUUGUUUUGUGCAGCAAAUAGUUAUGAGCAAGUAUAUUUUUGUGCAGAAAUUAGUAUUUAACAAGUUUAGUUUCAGACUUUAAAGGCCUUUUUGUGCAGUGGCCUCUUUCAUUAUGGAGUGCUAACCUUUAUUUAGUCAUCUAAUGCAAAUUUCAUUACCAUAUGUCCAUAUCUAUGCAUUUUAGCAGACUCAAGACUUGGACACAUGAACGUCUCUACUCGGACUUACAAUAGACAUUGUCCUUUUCUCACUUAAUACAAAGUGUUACUAAUUUCCACAUGAAACAGUUUGGCGUC
This is a messenger RNA of Amaranthus tricolor (Joseph's coat), 1606 nucleotides long. Its product is annotated as non-structural maintenance of chromosomes element 4 homolog A-like. Gene Ontology annotation, cellular component: nucleus; Smc5-Smc6 complex. Lineage: Eukaryota; Viridiplantae; Streptophyta; Magnoliopsida; Caryophyllales; Amaranthaceae. The record is from RefSeq and is a predicted model, not a curated record. The transcript is spliced from 7 exons. Gene Ontology annotation, biological process: DNA repair. Bases 109 to 1272 code for a protein of 387 amino acids.